AAUGUCUGAGGAGGAGGAUUUCUACCUGUUCAAGAAUCUCUCCUCUGUGGCGCCGUGGGAUGGACCUCAGUACCACAUUGCUCCCGUCUGGGCCUUCCACCUCCAGGCAGCCUUCAUGGGCCUCGUCUUCUUUGCAGGGACUCCGCUCAAUGCAGUAGUGCUGGUGGCCACGCUGCGUUACAAAAAGCUGCGGCAACCACUCAACUACAUCCUGGUCAAUAUCUCGCUGGCGGGCUUCCUCGCCUGCAUCUUCUCUGUCUUCAACGUCUUCAUCUCCAGCUGCUAUGGCUACUUUGUCCUUGGCCGCUUUGUCUGUAGUUUGGAGGCCUUCACGGGUUCUGCUACAGGACUGGUGACAGGCUGGUCACUGGCCUUCCUGGCCUUUGAGCGCUACAUUGUCAUCUGUAAGCCCUUCGGCAACUUCCGCUUCAGCUCCAAGCACGCACUGGUGGUAGUCCUGGCGACCUGGGUCAUUGGUGUCGGUGUCUCCAUCCCGCCCUUCUUUGGUUGGAGCCGGUUCCUCCCCGAGGGCCUGCAGUGCUCCUGUGGCCCCGACUGGUACACCGUGGGCACCAAAUACCGCAGCGAGUACUACACCUGGUUCCUCUUCAUCUUCUGCUUCAUCAUCCCUCUUUCCCUCAUCUGCUUCUCUUAUGCUCAGCUGCUGGGGACCCUCCGAGCUGUCGCUGCUCAGCAGCAGGAGUCGGCGACCACACAGAAGGCUGAGCGGGAAGUGAGCCGCAUGGUGGUGGUGAUGGUGGGGUCGUUCUGUGUGUGCUAUGUGCCCUACGCCUCCCUGGCCAUGUACAUAGUCAACAACCGCAACCACGGGCUGGAUUUACGGUUUGUCACCAUUCCUGCCUUCUUCUCCAAGAGCGCCUGCGUCUACAACCCCAUCAUCUAUUGCUUCAUGAACAAGCAGUUCCGAGCCUGCAUCAUGGAAAUGCUGUGCGGGAGGCCCAUGACUGACGAUUCUGAGCUGUCCAGCAGUCAGAGGACGGAAGUUUCCACUGUGUCUUCCAGCAAAGUUGGUCCCAGCUAA
This is a messenger RNA of Ochotona curzoniae (black-lipped pika), 1042 nucleotides long. It is a transcript of the gene OPN1SW, whose product is annotated as opsin 1, short wave sensitive. The transcript is spliced from 5 exons. Gene Ontology annotation, cellular component: membrane; photoreceptor outer segment. Gene Ontology annotation, molecular function: G protein-coupled receptor activity. The coding region runs from base 2 to 1042 and encodes 346 amino acids. Gene Ontology annotation, biological process: phototransduction; visual perception; G protein-coupled receptor signaling pathway. NCBI's taxonomy places the organism in Eukaryota, Metazoa, Chordata, Mammalia, Lagomorpha, Ochotonidae. The record is from RefSeq and is a predicted model, not a curated record.